AUGCCAAUUUCACCUAUUACUAAUACCGAGUCGGGGUUUCAUGAUUGUACAGCUGGGGACGAGGCACUGUCCCAAGCUAUGCUACAUAUUUUGGAGAGGGUCACUGGAUUUAAAUUUAGUUCUGAAGACCGUGGGUCGGUUACGGAACGACUUCGGUCCAAUGUGGCUGAGAGGGAGCGUGAGUUUGUUGUAUUGGUUGAGAAGGCCAAGAUUGCUGAGGAGGUUAAGCGUACUGAGCACCAGAAUCGUGACAGAGGAAGGGCUAAGAGGAAUACAGAGCCUUCGAAUGUUGGGAUGUGGCCUGGGAAAAAGGCCAGAUCUAAUGAGGCCGUGAGAGUUGGGCCUACUGUUGCACCUGCUGGGGUAGCGAUUUGUCAGCUCAGUAAUAGACGCCAUCUGGAGCUUCCAUUUAGGGAGUUUUAUUUGAUUUUGGGAGUGGACUGGCUGGUUAAACACCGAGUGAGUGUGGAUUGCACUGCAAAGAGGAUUGUUAUGAGAACCGAGGAGGAUAUAGAGGUAGUCGUGAUUGGGGAACGACGAGAUUAUCUGACCAAUGUGAUAUCUGCAUUAGUGGCAGAAAGGUUAGUAAGGAAGGGUUGCAGUGUUGUUGAUUCUAGGGACUCUUCGGUUAAGGAUAUCCAAAAGGUGAGGGACUUUCCAGAUGUUUUCCCAGAGGAACUACAAGGAUUACCUCCGAAUCGUGAGGUGGAAUUUGGUAUUGAGUUGUUUCUAGGCACAGCUCUAGUGUCCGUUGCCCCUUAUCGAAUGGCACUGAACGAGCUGAUAGAACUUAAGGCUCAGGUUCAGGAGUUGUUGGAUCAUGGGUUUAUUCGUCUCGGAGUGUCUCCAUGGGGAGCACCUGAUAGCUUUGAAAAGCUUCUGAUUCAGCCUGAACUCGGUAAGGACUUCAUGGUAUACAGUAAUGCGUCCCAUGUGGGUAUGGGUUGUGUGUUGAUGCCAGACGGUAAGGUUGUUGCGUAUGCGUCUCAACAGCUCAAGAUUCAAGAGGUGAAUUAUCCAAUGCAUGAUUUGGAAUUGGCUGCAGUGAAGGAGUUAAACCUUAGGCAGCGUCGAUGGGUUGAACUGCUUAAGAAUUAUGACUACAAUAUUGAGUACCAUUUGGGUAGGGCCAAUGUGGUGGCCGAUGCGUUAAGUCAUAGGUCUAUGAUCGAUCUGAGAGCGAUAUUCGCUCGACUGAGUCUUUUUGACGAUGGGAGUCUAUUGGCAGAACUUCAAGUUAAACUGACCUGGAUCGAUCAGAUCAGGGAUAAGCAGAUGGGGGAUAAGUCUUUGGAGUUGCAUUUUCGUCAGGUAGAGGACGGUGUUAUGAUCGAUUUUGGGAUUAACAGUGAAAGGAUAUUCUGUUUCCGUGGUCAGAUUUGUGUACCUAAUGAUGAAUGUUUGAGACUGUUGAUUUUGAGGGAGCAAGUAAAGGCUGAGCAUCAUUUACCUUCGGGUUUGCUGCAGUUGGUUAAGAUACCGAUAUGGAAAUUAGAACGAGAAAUAAUGGACUUCGUUAAUGGGUUACCCCUAACACCCACUAAGAAUGAUUCUGUUUGGGUCAUCGUGGACCGAUUGACCAAGACUGCAUAUUUCAUUCCUGUGAAGAUGGACUUCGCCCUACAAAAGUUGGCCAGACUGUACAUUUCUGAGAUAGUGAGGCUACAUGGGGUACCUGUAUCGAUCAUUUCUGAUAGGGAUCCUCAUUUUAUGCCUUGGUUCUGGGGAAAACUUCAUAAGGCUCUGGGUUCGAAUUGGGAGGAGUACUUGCCUUUAGCAGAGUUCUCUUGCAACAACAACUAUCAGUCAAGUAUACAGGAGACACUAAACGAGGAUAAAGUUUGCUUGAUUCGAGAUCGUCUGAAAGUGGCUUUUGACAGACAGAAGUCCUAUGCUGAUUUGAAGAGGAAGGACAUCGAGUAUUCUGUGAGGGACACGGUUUUCCUUAAGGUCUCGCCAUGGAAGAAAGUUUUGAGACGCUGCCGCUUUGAUCCCACACACAUUGUGCCUGUGGAGAAGAUUAAGGUUGGACCGGAUCUAACGUUCGAGGAGGAGCCGGUUCAUAUCCUAAAUCACGAUGUUAAGGUUCUGCACAGGAAAUCUAUCCCUUUAGUGAAGGUACUGUGGCGGAAUCAUAGCACUGAGGAGGCCACUUCGGAGCCGGAGGAUUCGAUGCAUCAGCAGUAUCCUCACCUCUUCUGA
Messenger RNA from Gossypium arboreum, 2202 nucleotides. RefSeq lists its product as uncharacterized. Gene Ontology annotation, molecular function: nucleic acid binding. The record is from RefSeq and is a predicted model, not a curated record. The transcript has 9 exons. The coding region runs from base 1 to 2202 and encodes 733 amino acids. Lineage: Eukaryota; Viridiplantae; Streptophyta; Magnoliopsida; Malvales; Malvaceae.